UGAUAAUUUAUUGUUUAACAUAGUUAUAGUGCUUUUUACCGUUUUUAACAGCAAUUUUUUAAUAACUAAUAAAUUAGUGCAAUACUCUACAAAAUGUCAAUAGAAAAUACCGAUACAAAUAUUAUAAGAAAGAAAUUUGAAGAUGAACUUGAAUAUAUUGAAGCUAAGCUUAAAUCAAUUAGUGCAAAAGUUUUAACAACUGACUUUAAAGCUGACAAUAAUAAUACUGAAAAACCUAAAGAACUAUUAAGUGACAACUUACAACCGACUGUAGCCGAUGGAAUCAAACAAAUAACUGCAGAAUCGUGUGAUCCGAUUAAUUAUGAAUGCAGCGUUAACAGUGAAAAAAUCGACGGGCCAACUACGAUUCCCGCCGUACCGACCGGUCCUAUGAUCGAUUUCACGGAAUACCUGCGCGGUCCAUUAUGCAACACCACCGUGGACAAGGAGGCGGUUAAAGAGGACUUUGUCAACGCCUCGAUGUUGAUAGCCCAAGCGAAGAAGAUGGCGAAAGAGACAGAUUUAUAUUUGAAAAACCUCAACGACGUGAUCCUGCCGAGGUGUCGAUCGGCAGACGUUACCAGCGAUUUAAUUAAAAAACGCAAUAAUGUGGAUGUAAAAAAUUCAAAGCCACUUCGCUCUUACAUCAUAAAACAAAAUCAAAAGAACAACGAACCCAAAAAUGGAUUACAAUUGUCAAUGAAACCUAUAUCUGCGUUUCUCGACAAACGUGAACAUGUCGAACAGAACAAUACUCGUCCAAAAUCAAAGAACAACAUUAUUAAUUUAGGUGUUGUUACUAGUAAUAUAACAUCAUCAAAAGACACAAAAUCGUCCUCCAAGGAAGAUACAGCGAAUAAUGUGGCUGUAGUGAGUUGUACGGCUAAGAAAUCUGACGAUCAAGAAAAGCACAAUCAUAAAAUUAAAAAUCUGUGCAUUCAACGAAUUCCUAACAUUAGUCUUAAACCAGACUUGGUUACACAGAAAUUAACUAAAGUACAAAUCAAGCCAGAAAAAAAACAAAACUUAAAGAAUAGUAAUUCAAAUACGGCUUAUCGCGAAUUUACAUUUGAUUUCGAACCAGAAACUUGUACGUGUCAUUUAUCGAGCCAAUCUAGACCAACCAGAGAUGAAACAACUGCUUGUGAAGAAAUACAGUGUAUCCUGUGCACAAUUUUGGAAAAUGAUUUAUCGAAUGAUGUUUUAAGUAAUCAAUUAGACAAUAUACUACAAUACUUGCAGAAAAAAUUGGAUGGAACAACCCAUUCAGAGGAGACUAGUUUGAAAGACCUAGAUAGGUUGAUUAAAGAACAUGCUACGACAGGCCUAACCAACAGUGUCAUACAACAGCGGUUACUAGAAAUAGCUGAACAUUUUUUUGAGAAUAAUAUUCAAGAUGAUGCUUUUGACCAAAUAUCUGAAGAAAUAGAAAAAGGGUCCAACCUAGUACUAGACAGAUUGAAUAAAAUCAAAAACUCUUUAUUGGCCAGGAAUCCAUCAACAGAACUUCCCGAAGUACAAUCUUGUACACAAAAUAACUCAAACAAUGUCAAUCAAUGUUACAAUAAUCCGAAUCAUCACAAUAAUUACACUGAAAAUAUAUUUAAGAAAAACAACUAUGUCAGUGUAAGAGAAUUUUUACAAAGAGGUUCUAACGAUUUGCCUGCGUCGAAAAUGGGACAGCUUCCAAACAGGUCAGAACUUACGACAAAUGUUUACAACAUGACUAACAUUAAUCAAGAUUCCGAUAUCCUGAACAAAAAACAUGAAAUAGAGCCAGAACAUUUUUUGAGACAGAAAACUACACAUUUUCAGCAUCUUGAUUCUUCAUCUUCUCCAAUUAAACUUUCUACAUCAUCAAGUACAUCUCUUAGCGUUAUAUAUGGAAAAAAUGAUUGUAGUGACAAUAGUAAAACCAAUUCUAUUUAUGAAGACGAUUGGGAAGAUGAUGACAGCUCACAUUCUGAAGCCAUUGCUGGUUUGAAUUCUAAUGAUUUAACUUCCAAUAAUGUGAACGAUAAAGCGUUAAUAAAAAAGAAAAAUGAACACGAGGGAUAUGAGAAUAAAAUCAAACAUCUGUCUAGGGCUAACAGUAAAAAUGAUAAUUACGAAAAUAACGAGAUUGAAGACUCGUUUUCAGGUGCAUCAUGUAUAAAUAAUUUAUUCAGCCAUUAAAAAACUCAAGCUCAACUUAUUAAUUUUCCGUGAUACCAAAAUCGAUGCUCCAAGAAAACCGUAUGCAACUCAGUUAGUUUUGGAGAAUUGAAUACUUUAGAACUGUACAACAUUAAUCCCGAUUUAUCUAUUGGCGAAAUAAAAAACUAGUUGUUACUUGUUUAUGUCAUUUUUAUACACUUAAAGUUGUAAUUUUUUUCAUUUUUUGAAUUAGUAAAUUUUUUGUAUAUUUGUACUUAAA
This is a messenger RNA of Adelges cooleyi (spruce gall adelgid), 2416 nucleotides long. RefSeq names its product homeobox protein 4-like. The coding region runs from base 94 to 2175 and encodes 693 amino acids. The record is from RefSeq and is a predicted model, not a curated record. Lineage: Eukaryota; Metazoa; Arthropoda; Insecta; Hemiptera; Adelgidae. The transcript has 15 exons.